Molecule: messenger RNA, 886 nt
Organism: Pteropus alecto (black flying fox)
Lineage: Eukaryota; Metazoa; Chordata; Mammalia; Chiroptera; Pteropodidae
Gene: NR2C2AP
Product: nuclear receptor 2C2 associated protein
Exons: 5
Coding region: 401-820 (139 amino acids)
Source: RefSeq, a predicted model, not a curated record
CGGCGCGGCCUGAGUCACAUUGCGCCUGUGCAGUGUCCCUGCGGUUCCGGGUCCAGCUUUUGGUUUUAUGUUCGUGGAAAAACUGAGGCUCGGAACCGGAGCGACCUCCGCUGAAACCCACAGGAAACUUGUUUCUCUUCCUUGGACUCGCUGUGAAAGCCUGGCCUCACGCCAUUGGCAGUUUCCCUGAAACUCCCAUUUUUUUUUUUAGCAAGGGAGUGAUCGAGGCGACAUUUAGGACUGCAGUGGACAGGGCAGUGAUGGUGCUUGUCCUGUGCUGCAGGUGAGGACGUGCAGACUCAGUCGUGGACAGGGUCACGCUGCUGUGGCUGCAUUGGCGCCAGGAUUCAAUCCCGGGCUGAGCCCAACUCUGACUCCUGCGAGGCCUUGUGGAACUGAGAUGACCCACUCUCUGGUUUGCGCAGAGACAGUCAGCAGGGUGAGUUCUGUGCUGAAUCGCAACACCCGGCAGUUUGGAAAGAAGCACCUGUUCGACCAGGAUGAGGAGACAUGCUGGAACUCAGAUCAGGGCCCCUCCCAGUGGGUGAUACUAGAGUUUCCCCAGCGCAUCCGUGUCUCCCAGCUGCAGAUCCAGUUCCAGGGAGGCUUCUCCAGUCGCUGCGGUCGCCUAGAAGGUUCCCAAGGGUGUGAGGCUCUCAACAAGAUUGUGGAUUUCUACCCUGAGGAUAACAACUCGCUUCAGACCUUUCCCGUGCCAGCUGCCGAGGUGGACCGGCUGAAGGUGAUGUUUGAGGACACCACUGACUUUUUUGGCCGUGUGGUCAUCUACCACCUGCGGGUGCUGGGGGAGAAGGUGUGAGGUCACUGUGUAGCUGCUUCCUCCAGGAAGCCCUCAAAGAAGCACAAUGAAGUCUUUCAAGUUCUG